GUCAAACUUGCGAUUUGUAUUGAUAUCAGGCUUUUCAUUGAUCAAUACUUGACACUACAUACACGAGUAUCAACAUGUCGAAUCCUCGAGUGAUGCUACCUUUCAAAUAUGGUCUCGGACUAUUAAAUCAAAGGUCACUGCAUACCACUCCAAGGUUAUUCGCUGUCAGUGUCAACCCUUCAAGAAAGCAGAUAUUAGCAAAGAGAAAUGCUACUGAGCCAGUGAUUGUACGGAAGAGGGUCCCAAUCAAUACCUCUGAUGCUCUUCCACCAAUGUUCAUUCUUGAAACAGACCAUAAAGCUGGAGUUUUAACGGUUGACCCUAAUAAAGCCAUGGAAUUCUUAAAGAACUACCAGAGUUUGCAUGGAAAUCCUAACCAAGGUUGGGAGACUGGUAUUUGCAAUAAGCAUGGUAUUACGGCAUCUGAUGUGACUCAAUUGUCUAUUUCCAUGGGAAGAUGCCGAGAACAAGCACAAAAACGUCUAGCAAGAGUGUUGUUAGAUUCAGCUUCAGCUAUGGGAGAUCCUGCAGCCACAUUAGUGGUUGUGUCAGAAGCUUUUCAUAAUAAUAAGCUCUACACAGCAAGAUUUACACCCUUUCUUGAACGGUUAGGUAUUUUGGCCAAGAAAGAGGGCAAUGUUCAAGCAAUGGGACUUCUUGGUCAAAUUCUAUACAGUCAAGGACGGGAAAAGGAAGCUCGAGGUUGGUUGCAAAAAGCUGUUGCUGGAGAAAAGUCACCAAACUUUCCAGGGGCUGCAGAUGCACUCAUCGUACUUGGCUUGAUUCUAGAGAAGACUGAUAGGGCAGCUGCGAAGAAGUUGUUCAGCAAAGCAGCGUUAGAUCUGGAUCAUCCAUCAGCAUUCUUUUAUCUUUCUAAACACGUGGAUCCUGAGGAAGAGGACAAUAGGAUGGUUUAUUUACUUAAAGCGGCCGGUGCGGGUAUGCCUGAAGCAUGUCACAAUCUUGGUGCCAUUGAAUUAUCCAAGAACGGUGACCAAGCAGACAAGAAGCCGUCAGAGCGAGAUUAUGGCUAUGCCAAAGAGUGGUUUCAAGUCGCAGCUGAAAGUGGCUUUGGCCUGAGUAUGUUGAACAUGGCUUCGAUAUGUAAAUCUCAGGGUCAAAAUGAGGAGGCUUUGAAAUGGUUGGAGCGGGCAGAGGCACUUCCCGAAAUCCAUGAUGAAGCAGUAAAGAUGAGAUCCAGCUUCAAUGCGGAUUACGACAUACAAGCUUAACUCUAGCAGACAAUUAAUCGGUGCUUUAUAGUCCAUGGCUGUUAGCUAGAUCUAUAAAUAAUUGCCUCGGCUUUCUUUCGUUUGAUUUUUACAAAGAGCAUCUGGAAGACUCUACGAGGCGCGAGUUUAUAAUGUAAUUUCGUUACUCCACCGAAAAUUGACGUGAGUGUUCAACAUCAGCGCAGCCGUUAUUCCCAAUACGCGGCUAAUCAAGCUGAUAGCUUUAAAUCGGGGCGUUUUCCACGCUCUCUUUCAAUGAGUUGGGUAUGCGUAGUAUAAAACAGCUACAUAAACGUCAAGCUAGCAAGUUGACGGCUAAGGCUCAUUCUUAUCACUGUGGGACUUCCUAGCAAACACAUUCCAUGCCAAGAUUAGUUUUCCUGUCGAGUGUUUGCGAGCAACAAAUCGAUCUGGAAGAAAUUCUGAAACUUUAUUACAAAAUAUAGAUAUGGUGGCUCAAUUUUCGUGGUCACGAUAGAGGAAAUAGAAAAGAAGGAGAUUCAAGCCAAUUGAGUCUAACCACUCUGCAGUUUUUCACACACAUCCUUGACGCUUCAUGUUUUAUCGAGUUUUCUGGGAUGUGAAUAACGCAAUCUAGACCAAAGCUAAGUGAACGCACGUUGCAAUCACAAAAAGAAACAAUGGUAUAAACACUAAACUUUUGGGGCUUUAAGAUGUGGAAAUGAAUGAAAAUAGUUUAUUUGGUGGA
Messenger RNA from Botrytis cinerea B05.10, 1941 nucleotides. RefSeq lists its product as hypothetical. The transcript is spliced from 2 exons. The coding region runs from base 75 to 1232 and encodes 385 amino acids. Gene Ontology annotation, molecular function: protein binding. NCBI's taxonomy places the organism in Eukaryota, Fungi, Ascomycota, Leotiomycetes, Helotiales, Sclerotiniaceae. The record is from RefSeq and is a predicted model, not a curated record.